AUGGAGCGGGGCACUUGCGACCAUCGAAAGGUGGCAUUGUCAGUGGCGAUCUGCAAGAAGGAGUGCCGAUGGGAGUCUGCCUUGCGGCUUUUGGAGGAUGCGCGGCCUUGGCCGAAUGCGCGAAUCGCCGCUGUGAACGAUGCGCUCAACGCUUGUGAGAGGUCUACAGCUUGGAUCCAGGCCCUGAGCACGGUCAGCGCCAUAUCAUCGGAUGCGACGCGCCCCAGUGUCGUGACGUGGACAUGCUGCAUGUCCGGUUGCGGCAGGAAGAGGUCCUGGCUGGGUGCGCUCGAACUGCUGCGUGGAGUUCGGACUGGUGCCGUGGAGAUUAGCGUCGUCACGUGCAACAUCGUAACAACAGCCUUUGAGAGAGGGCGUCAGUGGCAGCUGGCCGUCGCGUCGACUGCAUCUAUGUGUGAGCAGGGUUUCCUUGAAGACUCUGUCUCUCGCAACGCAGCUCUUGGCGCUUGCAACUGCCUGAGCCUCUGGGCCAAAGCGCUUGCACUCCUUGCUGGCGCAGGCCGAAAAUCAAUCCGCUUGACCGAGAUCUCCUACAACACGGCCGAAGAUGUGGCGGGCGCUGCCUUGAGGUGGCAGUCGUCGCUUCAGAUCUUGCAGGAGUUGUUCUCCUCAACCCUUCGCGCCAGCCCGAUCUCCUUCAACACGGCGAUCACGGGCUGCUCUAAGGCUUUGAUGUGGCAGACAGGGCUAUCGGUGCUUGGGGAGCUUGCGUUGAAAAGAUUGCCAAUGACAGUGGUCAGCCUGACGGCAGCGAUCGCUUGCUGUGCAGCUGCUGGACGUUGGGCUCAAGCUGCUCAGCUAUUGACUGAAGGGCGCUCAAUGGCAGUGGAGCCCACUGCGAUGACCCAUAAUGCCCUGUUGUCCGCCUACGGCAACGGAUUGUGUUGGCAGAGGGCUGUCGAUGUGCUGGAGGACAUGGUGGAAGACAAGAUUGAGCUCGAUCAAGUCUCUUACAACAUAGUCUUGGAUGCAUGCGGAUCGGCCGGCAUGUGGCAGCUUGCCUGGCAGAUCUUGCGUGUUAUGUGGCAGAGGAAAGUCUCCGCAAAUGCCAUCAGCUUCAAUUCGGUGAUGUCCGCAUCUGCAAAAGAGGAUCUGUGGGAGCAGGGCUUGCAUCUGCUGGGCGACAUGGCCAGCAGCGGCCUGCGCCUUGACGCCGUGACAUGCAGUGCGGCUCUGAACACCUCGGGUGGCCCUUGGGAGCGAGUGUGGACCCUGCUGGCCCGGGCAAGAAGGGAGGUGGAGCUGGAUGCGAUCGCCUUGAACGCCGCCGUGGGCGCGCUGAGCAGUGCUGAGCAAUGGCAAGACGCCCUGUUUCUGCACCAGGAAGCUCCUGAGCUGAAUAGGCAGCUUCCCAGCGCUGCGGUUGCGAAGGGUCCGUGGCUUCGUGCCUUAGCAGUGGCCGCCGGGAUGAAUGCAUGUCGCAUGCAGACGGAUCUUCGUGGCACCGGUGCUUUAGUCUCAUCCACAGAGAAAGGAUGGCGGUGGCAGCCGGCAUUGCAACUUCUGCAAGCUGCGCAUCUGCAGAAUAUGCAGCCCAGCACCAUCGUUCUGAGCCCAGUGGCCAGCGCCUGUGAAAAGUCUGCCCAGUGGCAGAGAGCCCUGGGCCUCGUGGUGACAAGGCGACGCUACGACACCGGCACAAGCAAGGCAGACUCGGAGGUGUACUUGUUCAACGCAGCCAUCAGCGCUUGUGAGAAGUCGGAGGUGGAGUGGGUAUCCGCCCUUCAGCUUCUUGCAUUGGCUUCCUGUGAACAUGUUCAGUCUGAUGUGGUGACCUUCAGCGCUACUCUCAGUGCUUGUGAAAAGCCCGGGGAAUGGCGACAUGCCCUGGACCUUCUGGGCACAGCCGAGGCCCUCAAGGUGGCAACGAACCUGAUCUCCCUGAACGCGGCAGUCAGUGCCUGCCACAAAGGCGAAGCAGUGGACUGA
Molecule: messenger RNA, 1950 nt
Organism: Symbiodinium necroappetens
Lineage: Eukaryota; Dinophyceae; Suessiales; Symbiodiniaceae
Source: the annotation of a GenBank genome assembly